CGAAGGGGCAUGGUAUCGGUCGUUGGCAAUGAAGCCGGCACCGUACUUCACACUGAUAAUGAACUGAACACAUCUACUGACCGAGCAAUCAUGCAGGCGGAAAAUCUCAAGACACUAACCUCAGCACCUGCAACUAAUCCCAUUGAAACCGAUGAUCCAGCCGAAACAUCUGGAAUCAGAAUCCACAACGAUGUCGAGAAUGAUGAACAGCAGCCCCAAUGCAGUUAGUGGCCAACAAAACCUCGAGCAACCGGAGAAGAGAACGUCAGAGGUGAAUGCGAUGAGUGUUCAGGCUGA
Messenger RNA from Cylicostephanus goldi, 297 nucleotides. The record is from the annotation of a GenBank genome assembly. Lineage: Eukaryota; Metazoa; Nematoda; Chromadorea; Rhabditida; Strongylidae.